Molecule: messenger RNA, 1107 nt
Organism: Williopsis jadinii
Lineage: Eukaryota; Fungi; Ascomycota; Saccharomycetes; Phaffomycetales; Wickerhamomycetaceae
Gene: ARP10
Product: Arp10p
Exons: 1
Coding region: 1-1107 (368 amino acids)
Biological process (GO): microtubule-based movement
Source: RefSeq, a predicted model, not a curated record
AUGGGACAGCAGUACUACCCGAUCAUAUUUGAUGUUGGCUCGAGGUUUGUGACGGCUGGCUUUGCUGGAGAUGCCUGUGCCAUUGUGCGCAGGAGAACGAACGUGUAUGACCUCACGGAUGCUCAGUUGACGGUACGAUCAGAUGACGCCUGUGAAGGAGAGCGAGGACAGGAACCGCCGCAGUUCCUGUGGACAGAGUCCAUGGCAUCUGUGGAUCCAUACAGACUGGAGUGCCUGCUGGAGCGGAUCAUACAUGACGUCUAUGAGAACGAUCUUCUCGUGGACCCUAAACGGUGUAAAGUACUCAUGUUGGAGCCUGUCAUGCUGCCAUUGCCUCUAAAGAGAGCACUGACUCGUGUCUUCCUGUUUCACAUGCAUGCUCAGAGCAUACGGUUCUUGCCAGCAUCGGUAAUGAGUGUGGUUGCCUCCGGAGCAACGUCUGGGCUGGUCAUUGAUCUGGGCUGGAACGUAACAACAGUUACACCAGUUUUCGACCUACGACAGCUCUACAUCUAUAGCAAGCAGACGUUACGUGCUUCAAGAAGAAUACACAAUGAUAUCAGGAAGAAGCUUGAGAAUCUGGGACUGGACACUACGUUUGAAUUUGUUGAACAGUUUCUCGUAGAGUGCUGUUAUUGCGGCAUUGGAAACCAUGGAACUGGUGAUUUUACAUUCAACAAUUCAACCAUUCCUCAGGAAUUAAGAUACCAGAGCAUUGAAGAGAUUCUCUUCCCAGAUGAACAAGAUGGCCCUGAUGACGAUGACUCCCAGACUUUAUGUUCUUUGGUAGAGCAAGUCAUCAGAGAGGUUGACAUCGAUCUGAGAACUCCGCUGUCUUCCAACAUCAUCAUCGUUGGUGGGCUGUCCAACAUCCCUGGAAUUAAAACACGUAUCAUCUACGAGAUAAACAAACACACAAAGGCUUCUGGGAUCAAAUCUUUAGGCCCAUGGCAAGGUGCUAGCCUAUAUUGUACCACAUCAUUGAUGACAUCUUCAACUUCAACUAGGAUUAAAAACAGCGGUGAACUUACACGAGAGAAGUAUAUAUCAGGCGAAGAAGUUCUACUGGAUUGGACAGAUACGCUGUUUUCAAAGUGCUCAAUAUAA